Molecule: messenger RNA, 3290 nt
Organism: Bursaphelenchus xylophilus (pine wood nematode)
Lineage: Eukaryota; Metazoa; Nematoda; Chromadorea; Rhabditida; Aphelenchoididae
Source: the annotation of a GenBank genome assembly
AUGGCCAGCAAUCAGGUGAAAGCCUGCUAUGACUUUGACGCCCAGCCGGGCAGUGGUGAGUUAACCAUCAAGGAAGGUGAACUUCUCACAGUGAUAAGAGAUGUAAGUCGUUUUAUUUUACGUGAUUUUCUCUGUCCUUGAACUUGUCCUACUGUAAAUUUGCAGGGUAUUGAUGGUGGCUGGAUGGAAGGGAAGAAUGCCAAAGGGAAGGUCGGUCUCUUCCCUGAGUCUUAUGUUACUCGAAUUGCUUCCACGGUAAGUUGAUUUACUUCAUCGUCUUCCAAAAAAACUUAAUUCAACUUGGUCUAAACGAGAGUCCGAAGAGUUACGGUCAUCCCCCAGCAACCCUUUCCAUCUUCUACUUAGACUCAUCUGGUCUUGCCUUUCGCAACUAUUUUGUGGUUAUUUAUCCUGCUAUAACAUCAGGAUUAUGUUGUUUUCUUCUGGGAUUCGCAAAGCUGUAAAUGACAAGAGUUUACAAGAGAAGAGAGCUCAGCUAAGAAGACGACACACGUGUCUGACCUUCGAUCCCUCCAUUCUUCCGGGCAGUUCUAAUUCUGAACCUAAAUUAUCUGCUCCCAGAAGAUCGCCGUUGUUGAAUUCUAUUCAAGAAUCAGAAGUUAUAGAGAGGCCCAUGUCUUCUUGUGUUCGAAUCUCUCUUUCUCCCUAUGAUAGUCCCAUCAAAAAGGCAAAUAAAAUCGGGAGUUUUCAGUAUCAAUUAUAUUCUGGUUUCAGAUUUCGUUGCCACCUCAGGCAGCACCUCCAGCUCUUCCAUCGCAAGAUUUUAAGCCCUCCUAUUCUCAACCACCGGUCGUUCCGACGACUGCCAAGCCCCUUCUGCCUCCGGUGAUUGGCGGAGCCUCCACGGCGUUCGAUCCCUGGGCCGACGAAGUUCGUAAGUUUUGAUUUCUUAUUGUAAUAUCCCAAUCUAGCUCCUGCCCCAGUCCUUGCCGCCUCUCAUCCGGUUCCCACUGGGCCUUCGAAUUCGGUCCCGCCUUCCACUUAUCCCACUUUACCUCAUGUGCCCUCAGGAAAUCAAUUGGAAGAUGAUUUCGACGAUGAAUGGACAGAAGACGACGAAGAGAAUGCGGUUCGUUUAGAAAAAAUUAAAUUCCAAAGCAUGCCUUCUGAAUCCGGCCGGAUUCGGAGCCAAUUCCGGGGUUAGAUUUACUGAGUAAUGGGAGUAAGAUGGCUCUGGAAGGGAAGAUAUGGGGUUUUCGCAUUCUUUUCCUUUUAUUGGAUGCCAGAUUUUGAUUCGGCGACUCUGGAGGUCUAUUUUGGCUGCAUUUCUUAUUCUUUGUCAUCAUGUUAUUCGCUCGCCCUCGGUCUUCCAGCCAUUGUGAGCCGAGCCGAUUGUCCCAAUCCAAAUCUUUUUAUGUCCGCAGGGUGUCUUUCAAAGUGAUAGGUCAUCUGGUUUCGGCUCCCACCUCCACCUCCCAAUCAAUUCUUCUUCUUAAGGGUGGCAGAUCUGGCUCUGCUCAUGAGCAUCGGAACUUGGGAACCGAAUUCUCGGCUACCACCAAUGGAAGAUCAAGAAACACUUCGGGAUCUAAGACUGAUCUGAGUGUGACUGAAGAUGACACCGUUAGCCAAGCCGGGAAUGAAAAGGAGAAAGUGGGAGAGUCCUUAUCUUCCAAGUCUGGCCAUGAGAGUCGCGAGGACAAAAAGGUUAUUUGAGUGGAGUAUUAUAGUAGCUGUAGUCUGGUCUGUUGUUGUUGGUGGUCAAAUUGUCAUUUACAAUUACAUUUUAAUUGAAUUUGUAAGCAAAAUGUUUUAGGAUCCUACUUCCCAAAGAGCCGUGGCCAGAAGUCGAUCAGCUGGGCCAGAUUCCGUGUCCUUAUCCUCCCGACAAGGCGGUGGAGGGGCUGCAAGAAUGAAGAAUAUCAAUCGAUUCUCCAAUUUUGUGAAGACUGGGAUGGAAGCAUUCAUUUUGAAUACCAGUAAAAUGAGUCAACAACCCUCGCAGACUUUCGAAGUUACUGUAAGUCUGAUAUUACUGUAGAUUUUAUUCCUCUUACAGAUCUCCGAUGGCCAUAUUAGAUGGGCCCCGGCUCGACAGAACUACCAAUGCACUGUAGACAAACCAAAGAAAGAAUCCAAGUUGAAGGGACUGAAAAGUUUUAUCGCGUACAGUAUGACGUCAUCACUGACCAAUAUCCAGGUUUCCCGAAGGUACAAACAUUUUGACUGGCUUCAUGAACAACUAACCAACAAGUUCCUCCUUAUUCCUUCUCCUCCAUUGCCAGAGAAACAAGUGGCCGGAAGAUAUGAGGAAGAUCUGAUCGAACAUCGGAAGGUUAUUCUCCAAUUGUGGGUGAAUAAGAUCUGCCGACAUCCGGUACUCGGUCAGGCAGAAGUGUGGAUGCAUUUCAUGAAUUGCACUGAUGAAAAGAAGUGGAAGGCCGGAAAGAGACAGGCGGAGAAGGAUGAAUAUGUUGGUGGGAACUUCUUCCAUUGCGUCCGAGUUCCCGACAAACCAUUGGACAUCAACAAGGUGUAAGUGGAACAUCUGUUAUUGUAAUUCAAGUUUAUUUUCACAUUUAAGAAUAUUACUUUGCAGUGAGAAUCAGGUGGAAACAUUUGCUCGAUGUUGCCGAAGUUUGGACGAGAGUGUCAAGGUUUUGUAUGAACGAAUAAAUGAGAGUCAGAAGAGGUUGACUGGUCCCUACAAGUCCAAUUGGCAGAAGAGUGCCGCCGCUUUUGAAGCGCUCGGACAAUCUUUUGAACUGGAUCAGACUUGUGGUAUGAUUGUAGUUUGUGAGGCAUAUUACGGGAUUUGUAGGAACUCAAGUGACUUCGGCCAUUAGAGAAAGUGCCGCUGUAAUGCACAAGAUUGGUGUUCAACAUGAAGAACAUGGGAAAAAGGAUAUGGAACAGCUCUUGGACUGGCUGUAUACCUACAAGGGACUCCUCGCUAACAUUCCAGACAUCCUUAACGUACAUAAGGUAACAUAUUGUCCAUUUUAUUCAAAUGUUGAUGGUUUAUAUUUUGUUAUCCUUAUGUACUCUAUUAUACUUAUUUUUUUCAGUCAGCGCUGGCCAAGUUGAAGGACAACGAACGGCUACAAGCAGAGAAUAAAUUAUCUCCACAGGAUUCGGAAGCCAUUCGACAACGUGUGGAUGUGGUCUCCUACUCUCUGCUGGCAGAAAUAACUCAAUUAAACGAGGAACGGAACGAUGACUUCAGAUCCAUGCUGGGUCUCUUCUUCGAACAACAGGCCUCCUUCUACAAUUCCAUGGGCCAACAGUUCUCCGAGCUGGCCAAACGAUUCAAAACCGCCCACAACUGA